This is a messenger RNA of Lachancea sp. 'fantastica', 2352 nucleotides long. The record is from the annotation of a GenBank genome assembly. Lineage: Eukaryota; Fungi; Ascomycota; Saccharomycetes; Saccharomycetales; Saccharomycetaceae.
AUGACCUCGUCAACCCCCAAAAGAUCUGUGCGAUUAGCGUCUUUGUUAAAUGGUUUUCGAGGCCAACAACAACUGCACAGGGAAGAACCACAACCUGAAAUUGCAGCUGAAGACUUUCUGGACAGUAUAGAAAGCUCUACAGUCAUAGAUUCGGAGAGGCUUUGGACUACCGAAAACUCUUCGCCUUUGCAACCGUCUAACGAUGGAAAAACAACGGCUUUUCGUGAUGAGGACAGAACCAGCGAUUGUGAGAUAGUAGAAGAAUCAAGACCUCCGAAGGUAUCUUUAAGAAACCUUCUGAGUGGUAAGAGUAAGCCUGAUAGGCCUAAGCAAGAGGAGCCUGCUGAAGCGAUCACUGAUGUUCAGACUACGAAAAUCAAUGAUCCAAACAAAAACCGGGAAACACACGAACGCAUUGUAUCUGCACUUGACAGCGCUAAGAAAACUACUGUUCGAGAUCUGUUUGGAAGAUUUCCAAAAAAACUGCGAGACACAAGUGCAAACGAGCUUCCUGCAUUACAAAAACCUAUAGGACCUCUAAAGCGAGCACAUGAGGCCUCCAAAGCCCAAAUGUUAGAAACACCGCUUCCCAAGUACCAAAAAAUUUCAUGCAUGGAUGAUAAAGUACAACAUAGGCCACUGACGCUGCCGAGAAAAGCGCACGAUGCUAAACAGGAUAAUAUCGAUCAAAAUUUGGGAAAUUUCGGUUCAUUGGUUCAUCUAGCCUCAAGUCAAAGAAAAGAUGUCACGGAAAACAUUUGCACCAAUAGAACAGUGAAUGACCCGCUUUGGACUGACGAAUUCGCACCGCAAACUCUUAAAGAUGUUGUUUUAGAAGAUGCGCUCAAAACGCAGGUAAAUGGAUGGCUUCAAAUGUCUUUUGAAAAGCUUCGAAGAAUGACAACCAGGAACAAGUUGUCGAAGAAAAAGGCUGAUUUAGACGAUAUGGACAUGUUCAUUGUUGAAGAUGAAAACGAUGAAUCCCUCAGUGAUCAAAUGGAGGAAUUUGUACCUCUGAUGAUUUUAUUUGGAGACGGGGUGGGGAAGAAUACGCUUCUACAGGCGAUUAUGAACGAUGUGUCUGGUCAAAUUUUCGAAAUCAACAGCUCUGGAAAUAGAAGCAAGAAAGAUUAUAUGGACAGUCUGCUCGAGUUCUCCACUUCUCACUACGUCAAGAAUAAAGGUUCGAAAGGUAUAAUUCUAUUUGACGAUGUUGACGUCUUAUUUCGAGAGCGCGACAAACUAUUUUGGGUCACGUUGGAAAGAUUGCUCAUGGCGUCAAGGAGACCGAUCGUUCUUGUCUGCCGCGAUCUGAAUUUCAUUCCAUUCAACCUUAUCCAGAUAGCUGAUGAGGAAAACUCGCUGUUCCAUGUUGAAAAGAUUGACUUACGAAAAGCAGAAACUCAAUUGAGUCGAUUUCUGAAUGCGAAGGGACUCGACGUCUCUACGGAUGAUUUAAAGACAUUGCUGCGAGAAUAUGGCAGUGAUUUAAGAAGGUUAUUGAUUAAUCUUCAAUGGAAGGCUGUGGCCGACCCAAAGAGUAUUCAAAGCAAGGACUUUCCGCAUCACAAGAAAUUCAGUCAUGUCAGCGAAAUUUCGGAUAUCAAGUUCCAAAGUAAUCUUCUGUCGAGUGCAGACAUGAUUUUCAAUAGCAUCCGAUGGAGAUCGCACAUCACUGGAGACAAAGAUCGUACUCUGAACUACCCCUCCCAUUCGAAAGACUUCACUGCCUUGCCAGACGAAGAGAGACUUGCAUUCGAUUAUAUGAUCGACUAUAAACAACAUCUGCAUGAUCAUUUGAAAACCUCGUUGUUACCUUUCGAGACAAACAUGAGUGAUAAUCUUUUCAUCAACCUUGACGACCCACACGCACGAAAGGCCUUGAAUCCUUAUCCAUUUGUGGAGAGGACGACGCCUGAAGUUGUUUCUUACUUGGGAAGUCGAGUCCCUGACAAAUUGUCACUCAAUGGAGAACAAUCCGCACCUGUGCGUAUGACAAGAAACUCGAGAAAAGUUCGAGAAAUUUUGGAUCGUUUUUCGGACGGCCCCAAUGAGAAUGGCUCAGAUUUUGACAGUGGGUAUCUGAGCUUGAAGGCAGCCAUGACUAGACAUCAAAUCAGUCAAGAGGUCAUCCCAUAUGUCGUUGAGAUCGCAAAACAUGAUCAGGUCCUUAAGAACAAGAAUAAAGAGGUGUUUGAGGCCGCUUUGCGGAAUGGGGGAUCUCGGUCAGGCACAGAAGUGGUGAAAGAGCUUUUGCACAACCACGCGUUUCAUCCGAUCUGGUUUAAUGGUGAACCUGGUCCUGUGCUUGAUGCAUGGGAAAGCCCUCUGGACGCGUUAAAUCCCGUAUAG